Molecule: messenger RNA, 480 nt
Organism: Peronospora matthiolae
Lineage: Eukaryota; Oomycota; Peronosporomycetes; Peronosporales; Peronosporaceae
Source: the annotation of a GenBank genome assembly
AUGUGGAUCGAAUUGAUUGUCGUGUCGAUAUUGUGCACAGAACUGAUUCUUAGCGUUCCGAUUGGCAUCAUGUCAGGCAUCGGCGGCAAGGGCGGAAAAGGAGGCAAAGGGGGAAAGGGGGUUACGUCCAAGCGGGCACCGCAGUCCCGGUCGCAGCGCGCCGGCCUCCAGUUUCCCGUGGGUCGCAUCCAUCGCUUCUUGAAGAAGCGUGUCGCCAAUAACCAGCGCGUGGGCGCCACCGCGGCCGUGUAUGCCGCCGCUAUUAUGGAGUACCUCACAGCUGAGGUGCUGGAGCUGGCGGGUAAUGCAUCUAAAGACCUCAAGGUCAAGCGCAUCACACCGCGUCAUCUGCAGCUUGCUAUCCGCGGAGAUGAGGAACUCGACACGUUGAUUAAGGCCACGAUCGCCGGGGGUGGCGUCAUCCCGCACAUCCACAAGAACCUCAUUAACAAGCAAAACAAGAAGCGAAUGCCGCUGUAG